AGCACGGGUUCGUCAGCUCCAUCGCAAGCUGAGAAGUGAACACAUGUCUCGAGAGCGGCUCUACGCAGGAGAGUCUGGCAGUUCUUGAUCCCCCCAACAACCAUCCGACCGUCGCCUGCGCGAUCAACACAAUCAAGCAAAGAUCCAAAUGCAACCAUGCUGCUCGACAGGGUCCUCUACCCUGCCGCGCUAUUUCUGUUCGCAGUCGGCUUCUUGCCGACUGCCGCCGCGAAACCCAAAGACGCGAUCCUGCUCUCUGACGUCCAAUCUCUCACCCUCCGCGCCGACAGGGAGACGUCGCACCGCCGCGUGCCCGCCGCGCCCCAGCUGAAAUGCGUGUCGCACCGGUCCGUGUGCGGCCUGCACAAGGUGGACGUGAUGCGCUGCACCAACCAGGGCAGCUCGUACGGCGACGAGGACAUACAGUGGUCCUGCUCCGCCUCGCUCCCGCCCGAGCUCAAGCUCGGCAGCACCGAGGUCGUCUGCGAAGGGUACUCGAGCCCCCAGGACCCCUACGUCCUCAAGGGCUCGUGCGGCGUCGAGUACAAGCUCAUCCUCACCGACGAGGGCCACAGGCGACACCCGGACUUGGGCGGCGGCGGCGGUGGUGGUGACGGCGACGGCUCGCUACCCGUGUGGGUCUUUUGGGUCUUCUUCACCUUGGUCCUCGUCGUCAUCGUGUACUCGGCUUGUUUCGCCAACCAGGACGGCUACGACCCCCGGGGGCCCGACGGGCGGCGCAACUUCUGGGGCGGCGACUACUGGGGCGGUGGCGGCGGCGGUGGUGGUGGCGGCGGCGGCCGGUUCGGUCGCUACACCGACCCGCCGCCUCCCUAUCCCGGAACCAAGCCCGGCUCCUCCGGGGAGGGCUGGCGGCCCGGCUUCUGGAGCGGCCUGGCUGGCGGCACCGCCGCGGGCUACUAUGCUGGCAGCCGGGGCCGCAACAACAACACGUAUGACGGGGGCUACGGUAGCUUCGGUGGCCGUGGCAGCACUUGGGGCGGGUCUGGCGGCGCCGGGCCUUCUCGGUCCGACUCGAGUUCCAGCUCUGGCGCUCGGUACGAAAGCACCGGCUUUGGCUCCACUAGCCGACGUUGAGCGUUGUAAACCAAGGCUUGGAAUAUUCUGUCACACACGAGAGAGGCUAUUGUUAAGUGGCAUGCCAGUCCACACACAGCACAUGCCUCAAGACGUCAGGGCCCACCCUGAACACAAUGAUAUCAUUUGUGUGUUGCUACAUUCCUGUUCGUCGUGCCCCUUUGAUGGUAUCGCAAACAUGCCCUGUGGGCCUCUUUGAUUUCUAACAGAAAAAGGUAUUCGAUGACAUGGCUGGACUCGUCCCUCCCGCGCAAGCUAUUAUGGUAUUGCAUACAAAUAGAAGUACAGACGUACAAGGCAUCCAAGACAUGUGCCGCCGGCUCUUUGACCUAAUGCAAAACAGAACAGACGACGCUGGCGCAGAGUAUAAGACAACCUAUCAUGCAAAGAUAGGUCUCGAAGCGACAUUGGGCGACUUCAAUGCCCAAGGACAAAUGAUGUAUCCCCAACAAGCCGUCCCUUGGGACUAGCUGACAAGCUCCAGCCUCUCGCCUGUCCUCUUGUGGUGCUGAAAUCCACGUUCCGCCCGCUGGUGGACAGGAUAUCGAGAGGUCUAGUAUCCGCAACAUGCGUGUCCUUGUGGCGAAAUGGGCAAAAACGCCCAAGUGCCAGGAAACCGAGCAUAUUGACGCGGUCAGGGGUGAGACAAGGGUGCCGGGGUCAUUACAUGUGAAUAUGCAUGACGUCCAUCUUGUCGAAUGCCUUGCCACAGGCAGGGCAUUUUCGCCUCCGGUUCGCGACUCUGCUUUCGACACACUCGUUGCAGAAGACGUGCCCACAGGUCUUGAGAGUGACGUUCUUGAAGUUGCCGUUACAAACGUUGCAGAGCGCGAAUUUCUGAAAACACACGUGGUUAGCUUGGGCAAUCCAAAACUGCUGGAAAGGAAUGCGACUUACUCUCAAGUUUUCUUCCGAAUCACUGGACCCCCGGGACUUGUAGUUAUCCCUCUCCUUCAACGCAUGCUCAAGGCGAACUUUGACCUUCUCCAG
This is a messenger RNA of Gaeumannomyces tritici R3-111a-1, 2088 nucleotides long. RefSeq lists its product as hypothetical. Bases 157 to 1098 code for a protein of 313 amino acids. Gene Ontology annotation, cellular component: endoplasmic reticulum membrane. Gene Ontology annotation, biological process: regulation of store-operated calcium entry. The record is from RefSeq and is a predicted model, not a curated record. NCBI's taxonomy places the organism in Eukaryota, Fungi, Ascomycota, Sordariomycetes, Magnaporthales, Magnaporthaceae. The transcript has 2 exons.